Molecule: messenger RNA, 2329 nt
Organism: Trichoderma harzianum CBS 226.95
Lineage: Eukaryota; Fungi; Ascomycota; Sordariomycetes; Hypocreales; Hypocreaceae
Exons: 1
Coding region: 410-1945 (511 amino acids)
Source: RefSeq, a predicted model, not a curated record
AGCGAUUCGACGCGACGGCGAUUUUCAAGUUUUCAUCUCAUUUCAAAUCUUCCAUAGUGCCUCUGUGAUUGUCGUUUCAUAUCGCCAUCCUCCCUUUUCUCUUCUUUCUUAUCCUUUCCCCCCUUAUCAUCUAUCACACACCUCGCGCAGGUUUCGCAGAGUCGAGUUAUCAAAUUCUGGUGACGCUUCUUCUUCGUUCCCCCACUUCCACCACUACCUGCGAGAGAAAAAAAAACAAGGGCUGGGCUGGCUCAACUCUUCCUUGCUCAUGCAGCAGCGCCAAUCAAGCUGACUCGCAACAAUCCAAUCCAAUCGUCGAUACCCCAAAGAAGCAAAAAAUAAACAAAAACAAACACCAUCAUCCUAUCCGCAACCGCACCAUCUCAACAUCUACAGUCGCCUCAUCCCCAUGGUCUCUCAACCCGAUCCCCCUUCGUCUCUCGCAAUCCGCGGCACCUCGUCCCUUGUCUCGCGCCCGUCUGCACGAAGCAAGCGCUACAACCGCUCACAAGUCGGAGGCACCAACUCGUACUUACCGCAGAAUGAAUUCCCCGUCUUCUCCCACAGCGGCGAUGUCGAGAUCCUGAUCCGCGCCGGGCCCGUCGAGAACCGAUAUCUGCUGCACCGCCACACGCUCACCAGAUGCAGUGGCUUCUUCGAGGCCAGCACUUCGUCCGAAUGGUCGCGAGCCCAACCACUGCUGCCAAGCGGUCACGAGCUGUCGAAGAUCGGUGAGGACGGCAACGCAUCCGCAGCAGAUGGAGAUUCUGAGCUGGGAGGAGCCACACCCACGAAGAAAUGGAGAUACGAGCUGGACUCGGGCUCGGGCGACAACGACAUCCCCAUGCUGGUCCAGCGAGACGAGCCUCGAGACGACGGGCGCUCGCUCGGGUCGUCUCUCUUCGGUCCCGGCCCCAAGACAUCAUCGCAGUCGCGCUCACAUCACAAGAGCAGCAGCUACCCGUCAAAGCGCGACUACUCUCGCUCUGUUAUGAGCCUCGGCCAACAGCCCCAGACUCUCUCGCAGGCCGACGAGGAUCUACUGCGGGAUUACGACAACCUGUUCCGCACCUUUUACAACUACCCGCCCGUGCUGGACAGCAUCAACGUUGCCGACGCCUACGUGCAAUGCAAGAGCCUGCUGACGCUGGCUGAUCAAUACGACGCCCUCCCCGUCAUCGGCCCCCGCGUGGACCAUCACCUGCUUCAGUUCCAGUCCCGCCUGUGGAAGCAGAUCGCAAAGUACCCCAUCUCAUACCUCCGGCUCGGCUACCUGGCCCGCAGCAAGGUCAUUUUCCAGGAGGCCCUGAUCCACGUCGUUGGCCAGUGGCCCGCGGGUGAGCGUAGCCUGCGCGCCACCAUGCCCGAUAUUGUGCUGGACAUCAUCGAGGACAAGGUAGACGAGCUGGAGGAGACAGUCAGCCGCGUCGAGGGCCGCCUGUUCCGCCUCAACCUAACUACGUCCCGCGGCGAGCGCGUCAGCCCCAACAACGGCUACCUCGACUGGCUGGCCACGAGCCUCUUCCGCCAAUGGAUCGCCGACAACACCACGCCUCAGCCACCCCCCGAGUUCCGCCGCCCGGGAUCCCGAGACACAAACCGCCCCGCCGCUCCACUACCAUCUGCUCCUCCGGCCCCGCCUCUCACCGCAGUCGGCCGGGCCUACCGCACGCUCGGCUCCGGCAAUCCGAACACGUUCCUCGGCCACGACGAGUGUAAGAAGUUCCUCAAGCUGACGCCCGAGUUCUACAGCCGCGAGAACCUGCGGCGCUUUGAGAAGCGCAUGGACGAGCUCAAGGCCAUGGCACGGUCCGUCGUCCGACCCCUUAUGAACAGCGGCCUGGAGCUAGACUUGAGCGGCUCCAGCCGCGUUGCCGAUAGCAUCGGGUACUUGACGUGCACCGAAGUCGGCAACAGGGACCUGCCCUGGACGGUAGAUGAAUGAUACCUAUAUAAGAGAAGCAAACUAACAAAGGAAAAAAAAGGAGGGGAGUACAUAUAAUGAAGAAAACAAUGACAAUAUGAGCAAGCAUGGGAGGAGUGUUGCAUAACAGCAUGGCAAUGAUAUAUAUGUACGCAUGCUUUAUCGACAAUUUUUUGCAUAUUUGGCAGAAACAUGAAAUGAUAUGAAUGAGACGAGACAGGGGGCGAGAUGAGAUGAAUGGAUGAUGAUCACGUUAUACGACGAUUUUUUGAUGGGUAGCAUGCCCCGACUGCAUCACACGAAAUGAAUAGGUUACUUCUUCUCUUUCUUCUUUUUUUCUUCUUUUUUUUCUUUUUUUUCUCGAGUUUAUAUGCCUUUACUUCUGGUUGUAUAAGAUUAUACCCC